AAGCAUGGCCUCGCGCAGGCUGUAAAUGGCCCAGAACUCUCCAUAUUCGACUAUAUCCACAUUAGCAGUUUAUGAAUGACCCGUCUGGUAUCUGUUUUUGUUAAACCUUUAAAGCGGCACUAGGGAGGCGAUGACUUACGAAUUUGGGCGCGAGAGUGGUUUUAUCAACAGCCAGCCAUCGCUCGCCGAGUGCCUGACAUCCCUCACUAACCCUGUCUGUGAUGCGUUUCAAAAUUCAUCAAUCAAGAGCUCGGCGCUUUCACACUCAGCCCUGAUUCCUCCUCCUUUUGAGCACAGCAUUCCCAGCCUGAACGUAGCGGAUCAUCCACGCCACGGAAGCACCCGCUCCAAACAGACCUGGAAAGGCUGCGUGGAAGCGCGUCAGGCUGCUUUUUCGCCAAAGGAAUACCCGUGGAUGAAGGAAAAGAAAAGCAUCAAGAAGAGCCAGGCUUCCACGGAGUCGUCACCACUUUACUUCUCACCCCAAGGUUCCCCUGAGGAGGAGGAUGCCGGGGUUGGAGCGGUAUCGCGGAGGCUGAGGACCGCAUACACCAACACACAGCUGCUGGAGCUGGAGAAGGAGUUCCACUUUAACAAAUACCUCUGCAGACCCAGGCGCGUGGAGAUAGCAUCCUCACUGGAUUUAACCGAGAAACAGGUGAAGGUCUGGUUCCAAAACAGACGCAUGAAGCACAAGAGGCAGACACACAGCAAAGAGAACCGAGACAGCGACGGAAAAUACGCGGGCGAGGACGACGAGGAGGAGGACGACUUCGAACAGACUGAAGACGGCGAGGCAGCACAGUAUUUUCCCCAGAAUACCGUGAACACUCAGGACCAGAGUGCUCAGAACAGAGAGAGCCAUUUCCCUGCUGUUACGCUGCAGAACAGUAAUGACAAACAUGUGAAACAUUUUCCAAAUGCGACGCCCGCUGCUCCGAUGUGCGCGUCCACAAUAGGCCCGAACAAUACGCAUUCCCCAGCGCAGACCACUGUGCAAGAUUUCGCCGUUUUCUCUCCGUCCUCGUCUUUCUCACCGAGUUUGUCAGAUUCUUUACAAAGUCCACUGACUUUUUCCAGCGACACUUUUGAUCUUUUCUCAGAAACGCUCACAACUAUUGAUCUGCAGAACUUGAGUUAUUGAAACUCCUCUGUUCACUGUAUGCGUUACUAAAAUGGAAUAAUAUUAGCCUAUAGAACUCAAAU
Molecule: messenger RNA, 1206 nt
Organism: Periophthalmus magnuspinnatus
Lineage: Eukaryota; Metazoa; Chordata; Actinopteri; Gobiiformes; Gobiidae
Gene: hoxa2b
Product: homeobox A2b
Exons: 2
Coding region: 131-1144 (337 amino acids)
Biological process (GO): regulation of DNA-templated transcription
Molecular function (GO): DNA binding; DNA-binding transcription factor activity, RNA polymerase II-specific
Source: RefSeq, a predicted model, not a curated record